This is a messenger RNA of Seminavis robusta, 1050 nucleotides long. NCBI's taxonomy places the organism in Eukaryota, Bacillariophyta, Bacillariophyceae, Naviculales, Naviculaceae. The record is from the annotation of a GenBank genome assembly.
AUGACAACGCCAAUAGCUACAUUGCGUCAACUAGGUUGGAACAAGAACAAGCUGCUACGACCUUGCGAUAUUGUUCUUGGCGGCAUUUGGUUAGGUCCUGGAAGUGGCAGCCAUGGCAACGGGAAUCAUCCAGAUCCCUGGCAAGAAAACUCCAAUGCACUGAUCCGUGCCGCCGUAGAGGCGGGCAUUGAGGACUUUGAUACGGCACCAUGGUAUGGAGCUGGUGCUGCUGAAGAACGAAUGGGAAGAGCCAUCAAGGCACUGGCAGCAGAUGCAGACAGUAAACUGCGCAUUGGCACCAAGGCAGGCAGGAUUUUCUUCGAACCACCAAUAAGUGGCAAUAACAGAGCGUUGGUACCUGCUUUGGCUGGAUUUGACCAACCCACGCGCCCGCCCUUGUCAGCAAGAAUCUGCCGUAAUGACUACACUGCACAAGGGGCCCGCCGGAGCUUGGAGCACUCCUUGAAUCGUCUUGGUCUACAAGGUGUGCACACCUUGCGGAUCCAUGACCCCAAUGACAACUCCAACAACAAUCGACAACAGUCCACUGAAUCAUCAUUCGUUGAUGAAGUAGAACAAGCACUGGCGACACCCGAUGGCAUGAUUGCAGAAUUGAGAGCCAUGCGAGAUGAGCAAGGAAUCAUUCGACAUGUAGGACUUGGCAUGAACACCAAUCGGGAAGGACACAUGGGUGCUCCAGACCAAGUCUUGCGUCUGUUACACGGCACUCCACGGGGAACGUUUGAUUCUGCGCUGCUGGCCGGUGGAUGGAAUUUGCUGUGUCGGACCGGCUGGGAAUGUCUGGAGACAUGCCACACUCUGGGAGUUCAGGUUCAUGUGGCGGGCAUCUUUGCCUCGGGCUACUUGGCCGACGACAACAAAUCAUAUGCCUACAAGGAGGACACUACUCCAGCGUCCCAUCUAGUUGCACUGAAACACCAGUGGGCCACUUUGGCCAAGGAGUAUGGCUGCUCCCUGGCAUCUGUGGCGAUUGGUUUUGCCACAUUACCUCCUGCCGUAACCAAGUUGACGCGGCCGACCUGGGCUUGA